Cylicocyclus nassatus is the source of this 301-nucleotide messenger RNA. The record is from the annotation of a GenBank genome assembly. Lineage: Eukaryota; Metazoa; Nematoda; Chromadorea; Rhabditida; Strongylidae.
AGGCAUGCUGUCAUCAAAAGUUGAGGAAAUGUUUUUGACAAGAUCGAGUCGAGUAAAGUCGGUGGACCUUCAUCCCACGGAAACGUGGCUAUUGGCAGCUCUUUGCAGUGGAAGCGUUCAGAUAUGGAAUUACGAGAGUCAGCUGCUUCUGAAAUCUUUCAAAAUAUGUGAUUUGCCAGUGCGCGCUGCCAAGUUUAUUUCACGCAGAAAUUGGAUUGUUCGGCUCAGAUGACAUGCAUGUCAGAAUUUUCGACUACAGCACGUCGCACUUAGUUCACCAAUUUGCGGCUCAUUCGGACUA